AAUCAUUUAUCAUGCUUCUAAUUAGUCAUUUUUUUAAACAGUUUGCUUAUGAAUAAUGCAUGUAUUCUAUCUUUAUAAUAUUAGUGUCUAUGUAGUAAUAUUAGUGAGUAAUAUUUUUUAAUUAAUCAUACAACACAUCAUAUAUUUCUUAAUCAAGAAAAUAAUAUUAAAUAUGGAUACAAAUAUUAAAUUUAAUUCCAAAACAGAAGAAAAUAACAUAUUACCAAUAGAAAAAUCAAUAGAAAUUCCAAAAAAUAUGCCAUCAUUUAUAGAGCGAUAUUUUGAAUGUCGCUAUGCAAUAAAUGUUAAUGGAAAGUUAAAUCAAGAUUAUCGCGUACUUAUUCAUUCUAAUAACUUAUUUAUCUUAACAAUAGCUCCUUCUCAUAUAUUAAUGGGCAAUGUUAUUGAAAAAAUAGACUUUCAAGUUUCAGAUAACACAGAUAGGUCAAAAAAUAAAAUGUCUGGUAAAGGUAAACGAGGUGCACAAGUUGUACAAGCUGGUUCAACAUUAUUUAAGGUAACAUGCUCUAACAAAGAAGAAUAUAAAAUAUUAUCACCAGUUCCAGGAAAGUUAGUUGAAAUUAAUGCCAAAUUAUCAGACAAUCCAAAUCUCAUGUUAUUAAACUCUGACUGCCUUGGAUUUAUAGCAGUAGUAAUUCCACAAAAACAAAGAUUUGAGAAAAUUAAAAAUGAUCUAUUAACUCAAGAUCAAUAUCAUGAAUCAAUAAGUUCUAAUACUGAAUAAUUAAAAAAUAAAGAUAUGUAUUAAUUAUUAAUUGUUGUAAAUUUCUGAUUAUAUAAGAUAUAUUUAGACUGCAUAAAAAUGCUUUAAUUAUUAUUGUUAGUAUAGUUAUUUUAAGUACUUAUUUUAAUUCAUUUAAAAUAUCAUAUUUUUGAAAAAUAAUAUAAAUUUCAGU
This is a messenger RNA of Daktulosphaira vitifoliae (grape phylloxera), 917 nucleotides long. Its product is annotated as protein Abitram. Lineage: Eukaryota; Metazoa; Arthropoda; Insecta; Hemiptera; Phylloxeridae. Bases 173 to 745 code for a protein of 190 amino acids. The transcript has a single exon. Gene Ontology annotation, cellular component: nucleus. The record is from RefSeq and is a predicted model, not a curated record.